Sporothrix brasiliensis 5110 is the source of this 2235-nucleotide messenger RNA. RefSeq lists its product as uncharacterized. Gene Ontology annotation, biological process: vacuolar transport; protein localization to membrane. NCBI's taxonomy places the organism in Eukaryota, Fungi, Ascomycota, Sordariomycetes, Ophiostomatales, Ophiostomataceae. Gene Ontology annotation, cellular component: Golgi apparatus; membrane. The transcript is spliced from 2 exons. The coding region runs from base 1 to 2235 and encodes 744 amino acids. The record is from RefSeq and is a predicted model, not a curated record.
AUGCUCACCGAACUCCGUCACAUGCGCGCUCUGCGAGUGGUUGUGUUGCUACCGCUCCUGCUUGUCUGCAGUGGUCUCGCUGAAGCAUUCUAUAUUCCCGGCUGGUCUAUAAAGAGCUAUGGCGACAAGGAGCAGAUUCCCCUGCUUGUGAACAAGGUGUACUCUGACAACACACAACUGCAGUAUGCCUAUUUUGACCUUCCAUUCGUCUGCCCACCGACGGGUCAGCGUCGCUACGGCGGGCUCCUCAGCGGCCAGAGCAUCCCUCUCAACAUCGGCGAGGUACUGCGCGGCGACCGCAUUUCGACCUCCGACAUCGACAUCAGCAUGGGCCAGAACAACGAGUGCAGCUACCUCUGCACGCGCCAAAUCUCCCGCAGGGAACUUAACCGCGCCAAGGAAAUGGUUCGCGACGGCUACGUCGUCGAGUGGAUCGUCGACAACCUCCCCGGCGCCACCAGCUUCGUCACCGUCGACAAGACCCGCAAGUACUACGCCGCCGGUUUCAAGCUGGGCUUCACCGACUCGUCCUCCGGCCGGUCGCGGUACUUCCUGAACAACCACCACACCAUCGUCCUCCGCUACCGCAAGGCUCCCGGCCGGGCUGGCGACCGUGGCAACAAGGUGAUUGUCGGCUUCGAGGUGUACAGCAAGAGCAUUGGCCCCAGCAACCGCCGGCUCGAGAGCGGCUGCCCGGCCAGCCUGCGCAACAUUGACCAGAACUUUGAGCUCUACCUCGCCCCCAACCGCACUUCCACCGAAGACCCCAAUCGCUACGCCAAGUCGUCGUACCGCCCCAAUCCGGCUGACGAGAUCAUCGACGAGGACGACGGUGCCCUCUUGUCGAUCCCCUACACAUACUCAGUCUACUUCCAGGAAGACAACUCGGUCGACUGGAGCCGCCGCUGGGACCUGUACUUUGUGAACCAGGAGGAGGGUUCCAAGAUCCACUGGCUGGCCAUUAUCAACUCGCUCAUCAUCUGCGGCCUGCUGACCGGCAUUGUGCUCAUGAUCUUUGCCAAGACGAUACGCAGCGACAUCAAGGGCUACAAGGACGCUGCGGUCGAGGAGGGCAAGGGCCGCAGACGCCGCGGCCGGCGCACGGCCGGCACGGCUGGUUCCGGUGCGGGUUCCGCAACACCGACCGGCGGGGACAAGAUGCUUGUGUCCAGCGUGGGUGUCGGCUCGGGCGGUCUGCUCGACCAAGACGGCGGCGGCAGUGUCGACAUGAGUGCCCUCGAUGCCGACGUCCUGUCCUCGGACGACGAGGCGCUCGAGGACGUCACCGGCUGGAAGCUGCUGCACGGCGAUGUUUUCCGGAAGCCAGCCUAUGGCUCCCUGUUAGCCCCCUUGAUUGGCUCUGGCAUGCAGCUUCUCUUUAUGGCAUUUGGGCUGGUCUUCCUGAGCGCUGUCGGUGUGCUCAACCCCAGCUUCCGCGGCGGUUUCAUCAGCUUCGGUGUCGGCCUCUUUGUGUUUGCCGGUGUCUUCUCGGGCUAUUUUUCUGCACGCGUGUACCGGACCUUUGACGGCCAGAACUGGCGCCGCAAUACGUUUGUGACGGCCAUUCUGUUCCCGGGUCUGAUCUUCAGUGCCGUCUUUGUGCUCAACCUGUUCGUUUGGGCCCAGGCCUCGAGCACGGCCAUUCCCUUUGGUACCCUCGUCGGCAUCCUGGUGCUGUGGCUCUGCAUCCAGAUGCCCCUCGUCUAUGCCGGCGCCUGGUACGGCUACGUGCGCGUCGGCCCCUGGGAGCACCCGACCAAGACGGGCGCCGUGCCGCGCCAGAUCCCCCGCCAGGCGUGGUACAUUCGCGACAUCCGCUCCGUGCUGCUCGCCGGUCUUAUUCCGUUUGCCGUCAUCUUCAUCGAGCUUCUCUUUGUCUUCCAGUCGCUGUGGCAGGACAAGAGCGGCUACUACUACGUAUUCGGGUUCCUGGCUGUCGUGUCGACCAUUCUGAUCCUGACCAUUGCCGAGGUGACUGUCAUCACGAUCUACAUCCAGCUAUGCUCGGAGAAUUAUCACUGGUGGUGGCAGUCCUUUAUGGUGGGUGGCGGCAGCGCGAUAUGGGUCUUCUUGUACUGCAUCUGGUACUACUUUGCGAAGCUGCACAUCACCGGCUUCGUGAGCAGCCUGCUCUUCUUCAGCCACAGCUUCAUUGCAUGCUGUGUCUAUGCGCUGCUGACGGGCACCGUCGGCUUCUUGAGUACCUACGCAUUUAUGCGGAGAAUCUACGGGUGA